Chara braunii is the source of this 919-nucleotide messenger RNA. The record is from the annotation of a GenBank genome assembly. Lineage: Eukaryota; Viridiplantae; Streptophyta; Charophyceae; Charales; Characeae.
AGUGUGUGUGGAUGAUAUUCCGCCCGCCAUAGCCAUCCUAAGCGGAACGGAGAUCAACAAACGGAGCAGCACCAGUUGGGGGCAGGGGCCUCCGGGGCCGAAUCAAGUGAGCUCUCCCCGUCGGAGAGAGAGAGAGAGAGAGAGAGAGAGAGAGAGAGAGAGUAGCGCCUGAUGGUCUGGGUCAAGGCCUUCAAUCGCGAGGAGAAGGGAUAGAGAAGCCGUGCAGCAGUCUGAUGAUGAUGGUUGGUAAGGACUGCGGUGGUAUGGAGUGUGGGUUGAAUAGCGCGGCGAGUGCGGAUGAGGUUGAUAAAGUGAAAUAACGACCGAUCAGCGGGUUAACUCUGCAGCUAACACACACUGCCCACUUCCGAAAGAGGAGGGAGGUAUUUUUUUUCAGCCAUGCGUGCUUCCAUGACAUGUCUCAUGGGAGCACAGCAUUCGUCAAGAGCCCUUAGCUGAAGCUGCUGCCACUAUGGAGGAUCGUAGGGCGAGGUCUCUGAACGGAGUUUCGGGCAGCCUAGGAAGUUUGAAUUUUGACCUGGCACUUGUUCCAAGCCCGUCACCGACUGCUGCCUGGCAGAGAGAGAACGAAGAGUCCAGUGGAAGCGCAGAGUCAACUCUUCCGUCUAAUUGGAAGGUUGGUGUCUCAGGCAGUUCCAGCAUGAAGCGAGAGGCAUCGCUAGAGUGCAUGUCGAUAGCACAUGACGGAGGUGGAAGAGACAGCAAAAGGAGAAAGCUUUCAGGAAACAUCCCUGAAGACCUUCUUGAGUGCCCAGUCUGCUGGGACUUCAUGUUCAGUGGGCGGCCACGAUCGCCCGAGAGCUUGAUUUCUAACGAAUUGUCGCACGCUUAAAUUGUCGACACGGAAUCCUUUUUGCUUCUCCUUACUUCGUGGGGAUCCGGACGGCCAAGGUUUAGU